This is a messenger RNA of Culex quinquefasciatus (southern house mosquito), 6484 nucleotides long. RefSeq lists its product as uncharacterized. The transcript is spliced from 13 exons. Gene Ontology annotation, biological process: proteolysis. Bases 784 to 4299 code for a protein of 1171 amino acids. Gene Ontology annotation, molecular function: metallodipeptidase activity. The record is from RefSeq and is a predicted model, not a curated record. Lineage: Eukaryota; Metazoa; Arthropoda; Insecta; Diptera; Culicidae.
UCACCGCGGAUGGUGGGGCUUUUUUUCGGUGGGGCGCGCGCACUCGACUCGUACCGGAACUUGUUCGGCAGGACUACUAUUACAGCGGUGGCGGGUUCUUGGUGCGUGACGGCGGACCUGCAGUGAGACUGUAAACAAAGCUGGAUUCGUCGUCGUCAGCUGGGCACGUCUUCGUGGACGGGAUGUUUUCUUUUAAAGUGUGAAGAACUAGAGAGUGCAAAGGAAAACCAUUAGACGUGAAGUUUUUGGGACGGAGACCAACGGAAAAGAAAUCUUUGAAGAGGACUCCUCUUUCCCGAAACAGAAAAAAAACAAGAAUCCUCGUAAUCCUAAUCUGCAAGUGUCUGGUGUGUCGUGUCGGGACAAAAGCUGCUGCCAAGAGGACACACAGAAAUCGACACCGGCAGCAACGGACAUCAACAAGGAUUACGCGCGUGCGAUAAUGCAGUGGACCGUAACUUGUACGGUUUUACGAGGACGAGGACGGGCACUUUUCCGGAUUUUCUGCUGCUCGUAGUAGGAGUCAGACAUCGCAUCGUUGUGCAGGCGGAGGAAGCUGAUCAGCCGAAAUCAGCAGGACAGUGGCUGGCAUCACUAGCAGAGGCAGCAGAACAAAUAUAAAAAAAAAACAGAAAUCCUUCAACAUUCAUUAGCAGCGUGAAAUAGAAGAUCGGGAAAAAAAGUGAAGUUAAUGAAACUCUAGGUAUGAAGCCCGGGACCGAGCACAAUUCCCAAUCGAACUUUUAGCAGCGACGACCCAAAACGGAGACCGUACGCGCAAUCAUGACCGACCACCACCGGACCAACGGGAGCACCGGGACCGGUCCUGGCGGCCACCUCAAACACAACGGCAAAAUUGCUUCUGCCGAACCGCAGCAACCUUCGAGUGCCGUGUCGUCCCUAAAACGCAACAAUAGCUAUCAUCAGCGAUUGAAAAAGUCGUACAGCGAGCAGUGCGCCGAGUACAACAAUGGCCAGCAAUCAACGGACAAGCUGGAGUGUGCGCCGGUGCGCAGCGGGUCGGCCAAGUGGAAGACGAAGCCGGUCAAGCCGGACCAGCCGGCAGGUGUCACCUCGACGGCUGAUGAGUUUAAACGCUUUCACACGCUACGCAACAGCUACGGUGGGAAAUCCAAUUUAAAUGUAAAUAGCAGCACCAACGGUGAGCCCUCCUCGAUGGCGAUAAAAACGCAAGUUCUGCUUCAUCAGCAGAAGCUGAAGGAGUACAGCAAACACUCGACCGUAUCAACGGUGGAUCCCAACAACGAUAGCUACUCGACCUGUUCCUCGUCCCAGUCGGACUAUCAGCAACCCCACAAGCACCACCACCACCACCGGUACCACCACAGCCAUCACACUCAGCCCCACGCUCAAACCCAGUACCAUCAGCAGUCGGUUCAGUACCCGGUGUCGGCGACGGUGGCCGCUACGGCUACCCUGACGCGACCAAGUGGGUCCUCGAUUCUGAAGAACAAGGACUCGGCCGCGGCGCCGGCGACGACCGGGAAGAACUCGCUGAGGCGCGGUGCCGGCGGAUUAAGCACCCUGUCACUGUGCAGCUGCGAGGCGGACACGGAGAUAAUACCAAAUCCAUUAAGGCCAUUAUACCAGUACAGUUUGGACAGGAAGAACCCCCGGCAGCACACCUACACGUGCGAGCAGAACGCCCAGAUACUGAUGCGGCUCGAGAAGGACCGGCUGCGCAAGUUUGGCUCCUCGGGAAAGCUGACGUUCACCUCUUCGACCAACGACCUGACAGUGCUGCCACCAUCCCACGGCGGCGGUGGACUUCAAAAAUCGGCCACGACAACGACCAUUCCGAUGACGACACCCGGAACAAACGGAAUCGGGAUGACAUCGUCAGCGUCCCAAGCAGCACCGGAACUCCUGGCCGGAAGUUGCAAUAACGAGAGUGGCACCUCGUACGACUACCACGGCGGGAGUAACUACAUCGAGGACGACUCGUACGUAGAGGACAUGAUGAUUCCCCCGCCACCUCCCCCGCUGCUGAACCGGCGACCUUCGUACGGCUACAGCUGCAUCAUCCCGGCUAAUGAGACGGUAGUCGGUGGUGGCCCGUCGGCCGCCGCCGCCCUGGCUAAUGACCUGACCUCGACGAUGAGCGCCAACAAUGGCAUCAUUAAUAAUUAUCCCUCGAAUCAGCCGGACUUGUUCAAUUUCGCAUCGGCAUCGGUCGUGGGGACGCUCAAAUCGACGUUGAAGAAUAAAUCAACGUCCCGGGUUGACGGCGGACUCGGUUCCGGCACGCCCCCGGCCGCCAUCGAUGUCAACAAGCAGCAAGCUAAGCUGAAGAAGAGCGGUUCCAACUUUGACAUAAUGAAUAAUGGCAACGCGAGCUCGUUCGGUGUCGACGGCAAUGGGAACGCCGGCGAGGGCACACUUCCGGCGAAGCAGUUUCCACCGUACUAUUUCGACGAUAACUAUCUUAAUCACAGCUUACAUCAGCACUUUUACUACCAGAACCCGGCAGACGGCGGAGGGCUGGGGGUCGUCGGUGGUGGUGUCCCUGGCGGGGGUUUUCCUGUCAGUGGCGUAAAAAAUGAUACCGAAACUGGCCAGAUGUACCUGUACCACCACGAGCCAGCAUCCUACAUGCCGAACUAUGACACGCUGAACCUGUCGUCCGGCAAGUACAACACAAUCGGACCGGGUGGUGGCGGUGGAGGUGGUGGGGGUGGCCACCCCGGGGACUGCAUCGGCAAGUACGGACACCACGCGAGCUCGUGCAACCUGAACCAGUUCAGCGGGGCACCGAAGAGUAAUCUGAUUAGCAGCCACCAGCACCACUUUUCCAACUCGAUCAGCAAUUUCAACUUUAAUCCGUCGCAAUAUUUCGGGACGGGGUUGGAACCGCCGGGUGCGACCAUCAUCGGUGGGCCGGGUGGCGUGAUGGGUGAUGGAUUCACGUCCAGCAUCAGCCUGAACGGGACGCCCAACAAGCAGCAGCAGCAGCAAUCGGGGCAUCCGUGGAAGCACCGGCAGUGUCCCAGCAGGGGCUCCAGCAGCACCGGGUCGGGAUCGUCAAAGUGGGAUCUACCUUCGCGCCAGUGGCUCGCGGUCACCUCGAUCCUGUUGAUUGCCGGAGCGGCCGGAGUGGCCGUCCCGCUCGCCUUAAAGGUUUCGGCCGGGGCACCGCUCGAGGAACGGCUCCAGGUCGCUGCCCAGCUGCUCGACACAGUGCCUUUAAUCGACGGCCACAACGAUCUGCCGUGGAACAUUAGAAAGUUUUUACAUAAUCAGCUCAACGAGUUCCGCUUUGACGACGAUUUGCGGCAGAUUCUGCCGUGGUCGAAAAGUGUCUGGAGUCACACCGACCUGCAGCGGCUGAAGCGAGGCCGGGUGGCGGCACAGUUUUGGGCCGCGUUCGUGCCUUGCGAGGCCCAGCACAAGGACGCGGUGCAGAUUACGCUGGAGCAGAUUGACGUAAUUAAAAGACUGACGGAACGCUACUCACCACAUCUGACAGCGUGCACAUCGGUUCACGAUAUCGUGGAGGCGCACAAAAACCAUCAAAUGUGUUCACUAAUUGGCGUCGAGGGGGGCCACUCGUUGGGCGGCUCGCUGGGCGUCCUGCGGAUCUAUUACACCCUUGGCGUGCGCUACAUGACGCUGACCACGACCUGCCACACGCCCUGGGCCGACUCGAACAACGCGGACGCGCCCAAGCACGACGUCAAGCACGGCGGGCUGACCGCGUACGGGAAGACCAUCGUCCGCGAGAUGAACCGGUUGGGCAUGAUAGUGGACCUGUCGCGAUCAUCCGUCGCCACGAUGAAGGACGUCCUGGCGACCUCGCAAGCGCCGGUCAUAUUUUCCCACUCGUCGGCGUACGCCCUGUGCAACUCGAGCCGGAACGUGCAGGACGAGGUGCUGGCGCUGCUCGCCAAGAACCGGGGCCUGGUGAUGGUCAACUUUUACAAUAAAUUUCUCAGCUGCGGCGAGAACGCCUCGGUCCAGGACGCAGCCGCACACAUUAAUCAUAUUAGACAGAUCGCCGGAAUCGAUCACGUGGGACUCGGGGCCGGAUACGAUGGCAUUAAUUUCACGCCACGUGGCCUCGAGGACGUGAGCAGUUAUCCGCGGCUUUUCGCCGAACUGCUCGGCCAGGGCUGGACCGCCGAGGAGCUGGAGCAGCUGGCCGGCCGGAACCUGCUGCGGGUGCUGGGGGCCGUCGAGAAGGUGCGCGAAAAUCAACGCCUGUCGGGGGUGCGCCCGUACGAGGACAUCCCGCCGGCGAUACGACCCGAGGAGCACGCCAACUGCACCACCAACAGUUAAUGAAGCCCAGGUAGCACCCCAUGAUGGUCAAAUCCCAGCGGCGGUGAUUCUCCUUCGAGGGGGCGCAAAUCAACCAACCGAGUGUGAUGAUGACUAAUCGCGACUAGAACACGACUUCAUCGGCGACCACGUGACUGCGACUAAUUAUUAGGUAUGUUCAGUAGAUAUUUUUAGGGGGAAAAGUUUAUAUAUUUUUAGGAUCACAGUGAAUAUCUCCAUGAGAAAUGCCUUUUUACGUGAAAAUAUUUAAUGGAAGGUAGAUAAAAGCGUUACGUUAUGUUCAUUCUGUUGAAAAGUUACCUCUUUGUGGAAAAAAUGGAGACAAAGUCAGCGAAAAGAAGAAAAAAUUUAAAGUACUGAGAGAGGAAAAAAAAUGUAAGUCUAUAUUAAAUGGAAGGACACUGAUGAAAGAUCUCUAGCGUUAAGCGAAAUCUGAAAAAAUGAGCAAACGUUUCCACGGGAUGCUGGAAGGAAAGCUCUGCACGGUGUGCUGUGUAGUUCGAAUAGUGUUUAAAUAAAAUUUAAAUUGAAAAAAAGAAAAAUUGUUGUAAUUUUAUUUAUUUGAACAAAAUGAAAUCAACCCAUUACUUAGUUUAUCACUAUUUGUUUCUGAAAUAUUUUUUGAUUUCAAGUGUUAUCAAUCAUAAAACUAAAAACAAAAAUAAUCUUAAUAUAUACUUUCACCUCCAGAUCUUAAAUCACAAACGUUCACAUCCCAACACACCGUGCAAACGCGUUUCCUUGCUGGCCAUCGCAAUUUUUUCGCAUUACUAAUCUUUUCGGUAAUAUUGCUGGCGGGAAGUAGUCCGGGCUGUUGUUGUCAUUAAAUAGCCCCGACUAGAGCCAUAGUCAACGGAUGUGAGAAGGAAAAAAACAGCAAAAAAAAACACAAUUAAAAUACCCGCAUUAGUGAUUAAUGAUGAGAUUCGCGAACACCAUCCCAGUCUGGAGGUGUGGAGGGAUGCUUGGUCAGGAUUCAUUAUAUUUUUUUAUGUUGGCACCAGACGAUCCACUCUCGAUGGUGGCUUUACUCUGACCGCAGAGAAUUCCGCCACGUGGCGUCUUUUGGGCGUAGGAGGAGGGUAGCUGAAUGGCGAAAUGACAAACGGUUUAAUUAAAUUCACUUAGUUUAGGAGAAGUCUAUUUGAAAUAAUUGCAAAUGUUUUUUGAAUCCCAUAAAAAUCAGCUUAUUCAAUGAAAUUUGUCAAAAUUAUUUUUUCAUCCUAUAAUUUAAAAAAAAUAUAAUUAUAUCUUAUCCGUUUUAAAUAUCCUAAACAAUCCAUAAUUCAACAAAAAGGAAAGUAUUUCGCCACAACCUGAGCACAACCACCAAGUCAGCCCCGAGGGUGGUAUUUGGCUAAUUGUUGUGAAAUUUCGCUUAUUUAUUAGAAUCUGUUGCGACCACCGGUAGCGGCUUUCCGCCACAAGCAUCAGGUAUUCUACUUUUAAUGAACUGUGCGUUCGCUGAGACAAAAAAAACAGGAGAUGGGUAAAUUAUUUUGGAGGGUUCCUUUGGAAAGAUUGAAUACUUUUAAUUAUGUACUUGGGUCUGAACACUUGAAUGAAAAAGUUGUUGGAAAAUGUAUUAAGACUAGUGCAGUUAGUUUAAAAUCAUUAGUUUUUAAAAAAUGUUAGCUUGAUUCUGGCAUGUAAUUUAAAUUUUUAUAUUUUUAAAAUAUUUAUGCCUCUUUUUCGACAUUUGCCAGAGCCAAAGGACAAAAUCUUUGAAAAAUAUUUGUAUCGGUAUAAUGGUAAUAAUAAUUAAUUGAUAAUUCAAACCUAUCACAAAGUUUUCAAAAAAAUAAAUCAAAAAAGUUUCCUAAAGAAUGUUUUGAAAGUCCGGUCCGGCUUAAAAACAUCAAUAAGGACUCAAUCACGACAUCUCUUGAAAGUGUUGCCAGAUAUUCAAACUUUGACCUUUUAGAAAUGUUAAAAAUAAUCAGAACACGUGUUCAGUACAUAAAGACUUGAAGAGUAUUAAAAAGUUUAUUAAAAAUUUUAUAGCUUCACAGUAACAAAAAAUUAGUAAUAUCAGUUUCUGUUGAAAUGUGAGUCUUUUGAAGUCAAGAGGUUUUUGAUCACGAAUCCGCGGUCUAUUUUUCAAUAUCUUGUACCAAAGGGGCGUUACGAAUCUUUCUAAAUUUUUGGGUUCUCACUAAAACAUGUUUAUCAUGAUUGUAAAGCU